Molecule: messenger RNA, 2271 nt
Organism: Morus notabilis
Lineage: Eukaryota; Viridiplantae; Streptophyta; Magnoliopsida; Rosales; Moraceae
Product: transcription initiation factor TFIID subunit 12
Exons: 9
Coding region: 17-1738 (573 amino acids)
Biological process (GO): RNA polymerase II preinitiation complex assembly; DNA-templated transcription initiation
Cellular component (GO): transcription factor TFIID complex; SAGA complex; SLIK (SAGA-like) complex
Molecular function (GO): TBP-class protein binding; DNA binding; protein heterodimerization activity
Source: RefSeq, a predicted model, not a curated record
UUUACCGCUUUCUCCUAUGGAUCAACAAAACCCCGCUCCUCCUCCUCCGAUCGCAACUUCCGCCGCCGUCUCCGCCGCUCCCACCGCACCACAGCUCCAACCACAACCACAACCUCCGCCGCCAAAGCCGCAGCCACAGCCGCAGCCACAGCCAUCGCCGUCUUCCUCCGCAACGGCGACUCCGUCGUCAAUUCUGACUCCACUGCCGCCCUCCUCAAACCCCAACCCCGUCCCCAACCAAAACCCUAACCCUAGGCCGCCGACGCCAUUGCCGCUGCAACAUUCUCAGUCCCUUCCUCCGCCGAGCAGGCCUCCGGCAACACUGACUCGCCCUUGGCAGCCGUCUCAUUUGGCACCGUCUUCAGCCUCCGCCGGAAUUUCUCCUUCCUCUUCUUCUCUUUCUUCUUCGGCGUUGCCUCCGACCUCUGCGCCACCGCCUAGAGGCGGUGUCGCCAUCGGCGUUCCGGCGCACCGGCCGAGCCCCUCGCCUUCCCAGCCCGCGCCUUUCUCGGCGUCGUACGGACAUUUCGGUGGAUUAGGUCGUAGCGGCGUCGGUCUUCCCGAAUCGUCCCCAAAUUCCAAUGCUUCUCAGGUGAGGCCGUCCAUGCAAGGAAUCGGGAUGCUGGGAUCGCUCAGUUCUGGUGCGCAAAUGCGGCCGGGUGGGAUACCGCCUCACCAUCAACAAAGGCCUGUUCAACCCUCUCUGAGGCCGGUAUCUUCCCCCAGUAAUCAGCUUCCUUCUUCGCAACAGAAUUACCAGGCUCAUAGCCUUCUGAGAGUGCCAUCAGCAGGAUCUCCUGGUUCGCCAUCACCGAGUAUGUCCCAAAGUGUGCAGUCUCUUAAUCAGCCGUGGUUGGCAUCUGGAUCACAAGGUAAGCCUCCUCUACCAUCCCCUUCAUAUAGGCAGCCGAUGAAUCCGCAGUCCCUGCAGCAGAGAUCACACAUGCAAACUCAACCUCAACAGCAAAUGCAACCGCAACUGCAACCGCAAUCGCAGCUGCAGCCGCAACCGCAACAGCAACAGCAACAGCAACAGAAUCAUCAACUACCCAUGACUGCACAGCAACAUAUGUCAGCUUUGCAGCAGCAGCAGCAACAACCUUCACCGUCACAACAAGCGCAUGAACAUUAUGGUAAACAAGUUCCCUCAUCAAGAGUUCCACAAGCUUUAUCCCAUCAACAACAGAUUACAAGGGUUCAGGCUUCGGGAAACCAAAAGUCGUCUACUCCUGCAAGUGUACAACCUAAUACAGUUCAGUCAGUGCCUCAGAAUAGAAUAUCUACUGCAGAAACUGAUGAAUCUUGUAAUAGGAUUCUUAGCAAAAGAAGCAUCCAUGAGCUAGUCAGUCAGGUUGAUCCAUCUGAGAAGUUAGAUCCUGAAGUUGAAGACAUUCUUAUGGAUAUUGCAGAUGAUUUUGUUGAGUCUAUUACAACAUUUGGUUGCUCACUCGCUAAGCAUCGAAAAUCAACAACUUUGGAAGCAAAGGACAUACUCCUACAUCUUGAACGAAAUUGGAACAUAACCCUUCCCGGGUUUGGUGGUGAUGAGAUUAAGAGCUUUAGAAAACCGGUUGUGAACGAUAUCCACAUGGAACGUCUUGUAGCUAUAAAGAAGUCCAUGUUGACAACCGAGACGGCAAAUACUAGAAAUCCCAGUGGACAAGCUGCUGGAAAUGCAAAGGGAAGUCUGGUAAAGACACCUGCCAAUAUCAAAGGCUCUCCAAAUGUCAAAAUAUAGUUCGACAAGGGCGUUCAUCGACACUGCUUAAUCCAAGAAUGUUUAUGCCAACAAAGGCGUCAAGUUUUGCAGAAUGAAAUCCUGAUGUGAUGCAAUCAGGAUUGUUUUUCUUUUUGAAGUCGUUACCAAAUAUUUUUCCAACCAUUGUUUCACACAAUGAUGCAUCCCGAUAUUGCGGGUUCACCGACUUGUUCCACAGCAGUAACCACUUGGUGCAUGCACAAAGUUUUCUGAUUGCAUUCCCUUUUUAGAGGUCACCGUGGUAUAAAUGUUAAAUCACUUUUUUCAGCAUGGCAGAGCCCGAAAUGUUCUGCUGUUUUUGUCUUUCUUUCGGCUGCAAAUUAACGAAUUACAGUCUUAGCCAAUUUUUUCGUUCAUUACAAAGCAAGAUUUUCUCUUCGGUCUCGAGAUCUUGGUUUCCCUAAUUAAACUUUUAACUUAUUCUUUAUCGUGGAUAGUAGUGGGUGAUGAUGGUGAUUGUUGCAUUAUUUCAAGUUUUUUUUUUCCUUCUUUUUUCCCUCUCUUUUCUUUCU